This is a messenger RNA of Naegleria lovaniensis, 507 nucleotides long. RefSeq lists its product as uncharacterized. Lineage: Eukaryota; Heterolobosea; Eutetramitea; Acrasida; Naegleriidae. Gene Ontology annotation, cellular component: Arp2/3 protein complex; actin cytoskeleton. The transcript has 3 exons. Gene Ontology annotation, molecular function: actin filament binding. The coding region runs from base 1 to 507 and encodes 168 amino acids. Gene Ontology annotation, biological process: actin filament polymerization; Arp2/3 complex-mediated actin nucleation. The record is from RefSeq and is a predicted model, not a curated record.
AUGAGUACCACUGCCCAACCAUAUUACGAUUGUAUCCGUAAAACUCUCGAGGCUGCCUUGUGUCUUGAGAACUUCCCAUCCCAAAUGAUCGAAAGACACAACAAACCAGAAGUUGAAGUCGGUAUGAGCAAGGAGUUGUUGCUCAACCCUGUAGUUAUCAGCAGAGACAAGUUUGAUAAAUGUAUGAUUGAAGGAUCUAUCAACUCUGUCAGAAUUAGUCUUGGCUUUAAGAAGAACGACCAAGUUGAGGAAAUCAUCUACAAACGUUUUAUGCACUUUUUGAUGCAACGUGCUGAACAAUUUUUGGUUUUGAGAAGAAAGCCAGUUGAAGGUUACGAUAUUAGUUUCCUUAUUACCAACUUCCACACUGAGGACAUGUUUAAGCACAAGUUGAUUGAUUUCGUUAUUAGUUUUAUGCAAGAUAUUAACAAGGAUAUCAACGAUAUCAAGUUGCAAUUUAAUGCUCGUUCUCGUGUUGUUGCCAAGAAAUACCUUGGUGCUUUUUAA